Messenger RNA from Hipposideros armiger (great roundleaf bat), 4272 nucleotides. RefSeq names its product oxidative stress responsive kinase 1 (gene OXSR1). The transcript is spliced from 14 exons. The record is from RefSeq and is a predicted model, not a curated record. Gene Ontology annotation, molecular function: protein serine/threonine kinase activity; ATP binding. NCBI's taxonomy places the organism in Eukaryota, Metazoa, Chordata, Mammalia, Chiroptera, Hipposideridae. Gene Ontology annotation, biological process: peptidyl-threonine phosphorylation; intracellular signal transduction; negative regulation of potassium ion transmembrane transporter activity. Gene Ontology annotation, cellular component: cytoplasm; cytosol.
GAAAGUUUGGCCCGUGCGUGGGGUUGGGGUGGAGGGCGGGACAGAGGGGCUGGGCCCAGGCGAAGCUCCUGUCGCUGCUGCAGUAGAGGACGAGGCCGGGACCUGGACUGGGCCGGGAGUGCCGGACGUGGAGGAGCAGGAGGCGAGGUCUGCCGGAGCUUCGAGCCCCCGCCGCUCUCCCGCGCUGUGACCCCCUCGUCCAAGCGCCGUCCGACCCGUGGCUAUACUCGAGGCGAUUGGUGGGGUCGCGGCGGCAUUGGUUGGGGGUGGGGAAAGGCGCGGCGAGGAGACGAAAGAGGUCAGCGAGUUUGAGGGAGGACCGAGAGCCGUGCCGCCGUCAUGUCCGAGGACUCGAGCGCCUUGCCCUGGUCCAUCAACAGGGACGAUUAUGAGCUGCAGGAGGUGAUCGGGAGUGGAGCAACGGCUGUGGUCCAAGCAGCAUAUUGUGCCCCUAAAAAGGAGAAGGUGGCAAUCAAACGAAUAAACCUUGAGAAAUGUCAAACUAGCAUGGAUGAACUCCUGAAAGAAAUUCAAGCCAUGAGUCAGUGCCAUCAUCCUAAUAUUGUCUCUUACUACACAUCUUUUGUGGUAAAAGAUGAACUGUGGCUAGUCAUGAAGCUGCUAAGUGGAGGUUCUGUUCUGGAUAUUAUUAAGCACAUUGUGGCCAAGGGGGAACACAAAAGUGGAGUCCUAGAUGAACCUACCAUUGCUACAAUACUCAAAGAAGUGUUGGAAGGGUUGGAAUACCUGCAUAAAAAUGGACAGAUUCACAGAGAUGUGAAAGCUGGAAAUAUUCUUCUUGGAGAAGAUGGCUCAGUACAGAUUGCAGACAUUAGACACUGGGACAUUAAAAAACAACUACAUGUCCGAGGUUAUGAUUUCAAAGCUGACAUCUGGAGUUUUGGGAUCACAGCAAUUGAAUUGGCUACAGGGGCAGCUCCUUACCAUAAGUAUCCGCCAAUGAAGGUUUUGAUGCUGACACUGCAAAAUGAUCCUCCUUCUUUGGAAACUGGUAUUCAAGAUAAGGAAAUGCUGAAAAAAUAUGGAAAAUCAUUUAGAAAAAUGAUUUCAUUAUGCCUUCAAAAGGAUCCAGAAAAAAGAAACGACGUUAUUCGAGGACCUGCAGUGUGUGUGUUUCUAUUACAGCUGUUUGCAACACCUGAUCCCGUGGGUACUGUACUUCAAGUUCCAGAACAGAUUUCUGGCCAUCUACCUCAGCCUGUACAGCCAACUCAAGUCUCUCUCCCGCCCCCUGCAGAGCCAGCAAAAACAGCGCAGUGAGAGUCGGGUGGGAGUGGAGAUAAGGAUGAAAAGGGCAUCCCAUAUUCUCUUUUCUUUCAUAGGAAUUCAAAAAAAGAACUAAAUGAUAUUCGAUUCGAAUUUACUCCUGGGAGAGAUACGGCGGAGGGUGUCUCUCAGGAACUCAUUUCUGCUGGCCUGGUCGAUGGAAGGGACUUAGUAAUAGUGGCAGCUAAUUUGCAGAAAAUUGUGGAAGAACCCCAGGCAAAUCGAUCUGUCACUUUCAAACUGGCAUCUGGUGUCGAAGGCUCGGAUAUUCCCGAUGAUGGUAAACUAAUAGGAUUUGCCCAGCUCAGCAUCAGCUAAACCACAGCUCUGGAGGAGGCGGCCUAAGGAGAUUCCACACAUGUGUAUCUCUGUUGCUUCUGUUGGCCUAAACCCACUACUGCCAAAGAACCCAGCAACAAACCUCCCAGCUAGGAGCUUUAGAGGUCUUUCUUUAUGUUUUCCUGCCGUCAUUCCCCCUUUUUCCCACAGGGAAAGAAAAAUCGGAUCACCAGUGGCCAGCAUCCCUUUAAAGAGUUCCGUUAGUAAACUUACUGCACAUGUCCCCUACCUUCCUCCGUCUGAGAAGCGGCCCAUGUGCUUCAAGGCCCAGGAGGGAGAUCUCUCAGCUCAUCUUGCCUUACUCCAGUGAUGACACUGGGUGGAAAGUAGCAGCUAUAUUGGGCUUCCUUGUGCUGCCUGUUCUCCCACACCUGACCAGAUGUGGGCAUUUGGGGAUAUCUCUUUACCCCACUGAAGUAGCAAUUAGAAGUUGAUUGUUCAUCUGGAGCCCAGAGAAUUUAAUUUAGGGUUUAUUUGUUCUUUUUUUGUUUUAUUGUUUUUGUAUCUGAUGUGAAUUCUAGCAACCUUUGUUAGGAAAAAGCACAGCCUCAGAUGGAGGCAGCCUAAACUGUGUUCCAGUUUUGUUCAUGAUGUUUCUAAGCGUUUUGCUGAAGCUGCUCUCAGGCACCCCUCUUCAUCACUCCCUCCAGAAAGGGUUGCUAGCCUUAACUUCAGCCGGUGCAAAACAUCUGACUGUAGUCAAACUUCAGCCAUCAGAUCCUUCAAAGUGAAACUUCGGACUGUUUUUAGAGAAAACAUCAAGUAAUGGAUUGUAAAAAUGAAUUUUACCAGCAGUGGUUUUGGAACAGAAAAAGAUCAUAACUCAUUUCAUUGUGGAAGUAUUUAUUUUCAGAAUUUAAAAAAUGAAAUUGAAGACAAACUGCUCCUCAAUCCUCCCAUGAAAAUCAAUUUGCCUGGCCUCCGAGUCAUGAGGAAAUACAAGGCUGAGAUUUCUGCAGCAAUAAGGAGACUCACGCUGGGCCCCAGAGGCCUGCCUUCGGCCCCCUCGCCUGCACUGACCCUUUGGAGGGGGUCCCCACUGCGGUGCGCUGAACCUGACCCAAGGCGGAAAGUGAAACCACAUGUGCCGUGACUUUUAGGAUUUAUGAGUAGACAGUGUUCAUUUGAUUUUCUACAGAAAUAAUAUAAAUUAUUCUUUAGGUUUUAAAAAAGAGCAUUCAUAAUGCAAUAUGUGAAUAAUCAGUGGGGUUACUUUUUUUUUCCUGCUGUUUCACAGUCAGCCUUUGCCUAACUGCAAAUAGCCCUCACAAGUUUUGUAUAUGAAAGGGGUCCUCAAAUCUGGCCUUAAAACAACACCCACAGAGGGACUGUGGCCCCAUAAAAAGGGGAGCGUUGCCUCUUACAGAAGGCAACGUUUCCAGCAUCGUUGGUCUGUGAAUAACAAGAUGGCUUCACCUAGUUUUCUCUCGUAGCAUCUCUGAAAGCUUUCCCCACAGCUGACUUGCUAAAGUUCUUAUUUCAUCCUGAGUUUGUAGUUUUAGUCCUGGUCUUGCUUCACCUACCCUGGAUGCAAAGGCGUAUUAGGAAGGAGUGGACGUCGGGGAGGAGGAGAGGGCAUGGGUUGGAGACAAGGGUUGGGAAGAAGGUAGAGUAGAAGGUCAGACACCAAAGCCCAUUAUCCCAGCAGGAUCAUUAACAGGAGGGAGCCUGCUGAGCCUGGAGAGAGUGAAGAUCGAUCAGAUUGCUAGAAAAAAUAUUUAGCUUUUCUUUUUUCUUUCUUUUCUUUUUUUAUUUAUUUUUUAUUUUUUGAGGCGGGUGGCGGGAAGACAGGGAGAUGUUCGAACAGGUAUGAAUAAAAGAUAGUGUCCUCUUUGGCUCUAGACUAGUGGCUUACCUUCGAAUCUGUGUGUGGGUGUAAACAAGCCCAUCAUAAUGUAUUUAUUUAUGAAUCCAAAGGGUGGUAACAUCACUCUGGUCUAGCUUUCUGGUUGGAGGGGGUCUAAAGCCCAGGCUGGGAGGAAGCGGCAGCCACCCUCCUGUUCCAUUUCUCCAGCUGGCCAUAACCUUUGAACUGCAGUGGGACAGGCAUGACAGUAGAAGUGGGCUAGGGCUUUCUCUUUCCUUUCAGUUCGUUUUUUUGCCCUGCUGGGAAUUAGGAGUCAGACACCAAACCCAGGACAGUGUUAUUUCUCCUUCUGCAUGAUGUGUGGUGGACUCCCUUUGCUGUCUUAUGCAGUGAUGCUGAGAAAAUAAGUGAACAGAAACUUCCCAGGUGGGACAGCAUGUGACCCAGUGAGCGACCUGGCUCCUUUCCAGGAGUGGUGGUUCAGGGUACACCUCUGUCCUGAGGUUCCCCAGGAUCCCCUGGUCCCUGGGGUAGGGACUAACUUUAGCACAAGGUAACAUGUGCCAAUGCUUUUUUGUGAAACGUAUGGUCUUUCUAAAUGACUAAUGGAUUUGUUUGGGGUUUUUGCUUAAGUUUUGAACCAAAUCCCAGAGCCAGGUGAUACUAUUUAAUAAUCUGGAGGAUAGAAUAAUGGUGUAUCAAUAAAUGGAGGUUCCUCCUUAUGACGUAUGCUAGAUUAUGGAAGAUGUAAAAUAUUUGACUUUGUCCCCCUUUUUUUGACUUUGUAUUUUGCUGCAUGUUUCCUUCAUUUUUAAUCAAUAAAGAGGAAAUUGUCUGUG